AUGCUGCCGCUGCCGCCGCGCCUUCGCCUCCUCCUCCGUGAGGGGCUCCCGCCGCUCCCCCAGGAUCCCCCAGCCCCGCGUCCCCGUCGGCCCACGCCGCCCUUCACCUUCGCCCCCCGCCGCCUCCGCCUCGGCCCCCAACACCCGCUCUUCGAGGAUGGGGACGUGCACAGGCACCUCUACCUGCAGGGCGUCCUCACCAGCCUCGAGGCGGUGGCCGAGAGACCCAAGGUGUCCGAGUUCAGCUGCCACAUCUCUGGCUGCAGCCAGGUGUUUGACACGCUGGAGAGCUACGAGCACCACUACAACACCCUGCACAGGAACGUCUGCUCCUUUUGCAAGCGCUCCUUUCCCUCUGGGAAUCUCCUGGAUAUCCACAUCUUGGAGUGGCAUGACUCCCUCUUCCAGAUAAUGGCUGAGAAGCAAAAUAUGUACCAGUGCCUGGUGGAAGGCUGCACGGAGAAGUUCAAGAGCAGCAAGGACAGGAAGGAUCACUUGGUGACCGUGCACCUUUAUCCUGCUGACUUUCGGUUUGACAGGCCCAAGAAGGUGAAAAGUGGCUCCAAGCACACAAGCUCUCCAAUGGAGCAGGGCACCAGUGUGCCCAUGGAUGUGAGUGUGGAGAUGGCAGAGCAGUUCCAAGUGAAUCCCAUGGAAAAAGGGCCUGAGGAGAACAUGGAGAUCUCUCAGCCUGCAGCCAGCCCCGGCCCCUCGCUGCCGGAGAAACGGCUCUACAAAUCCAGGAUCCCAUCCACAAUUUGCUUUGGACAAGGUGCCACCCGAGGAUUUAAAGGACCACGGAAAAAAGUCUGAAGGUCAGUGCAGCAGAUUUAUGCAAGAUGAACAGGCAUGGAGCCAGUGCCACCAGGGAUAUUUCCAGUUCCCACUCCGUGGAAUAAACCACCCAAACCAAUGGAAGCUCUGCCAGCAUUUGGGCACAUGCUCCUGAUGUCAAACAGAACUGUCACCACCCAGCUGAGUUAAGAAUCCUCAAGAUUUGAGGAAGGGGAACCCAGAAUGUGUGGUGAGGUGUUAAGGAAACUGUCCUGCAGCUGAGGCUGCACGGGACUGGGUGUUUUAUUUUUUGCCUUUUGAGAGUAAAAAAAAUGGAUUCAAGAAGUUACAAGAUGACAGCGUGACUGUAUGGAAGCUGGAAUAACUGAGAAAAGAAAAUGGAGGAAAAAAAACCCCAUUGGUUCUUAGUUCUGACUUCCUCCAUCUUGCUGAAGUCUCCUCUGCACCCCGGCACCUGCUCUGAAAGGUUUGUCUGGGCCAGGAGAAGCAUUUUCACUGGGAGUUAAAAUAAAGUGACUUCCAACCAGGUGAAUAAAUAAGAGGAAUUUUUACAAAAUUG
Messenger RNA from Vidua macroura (Pin-tailed whydah), 1354 nucleotides. It is a transcript of the gene ZNF511, whose product is annotated as zinc finger protein 511. The transcript is spliced from 6 exons. The coding region runs from base 1 to 813 and encodes 270 amino acids. Lineage: Eukaryota; Metazoa; Chordata; Aves; Passeriformes; Viduidae. The record is from RefSeq and is a predicted model, not a curated record.